Messenger RNA from Branchiostoma belcheri (Belcher's lancelet), 2225 nucleotides. Its product is annotated as DDB1- and CUL4-associated factor 4-like. The record is from RefSeq and is a predicted model, not a curated record. NCBI's taxonomy places the organism in Eukaryota, Metazoa, Chordata, Leptocardii, Amphioxiformes, Branchiostomatidae. Gene Ontology annotation, cellular component: Cul4-RING E3 ubiquitin ligase complex. The transcript has 14 exons. The coding region runs from base 123 to 2156 and encodes 677 amino acids. Gene Ontology annotation, molecular function: protein binding.
AUUAAUGUUUACUUUACAGGGGCUAUUGUCACAUGGAGUGCGGAAGUCGGUAGUUCGCGACGUCCUGGCUUCUUUGGAAUCAAAGUUUCAGAUCACCUGCAGAUUGCAACCCCGUACAAAGGAUGUCAUCAUCAGAAAGAGGGGGGGAAAAUGGACGAUUGAGAUCAAGACGGAACAGAUGGAGAAAGCAGGAAGACCAGGGUGGUGUACCAGGGGACUUUCACUUCACUCAACAACAUCGCAGAACAGCUGAAAGUGACUCAGAAUCUGGUAGAUCAUUUCAUACCCAAGGACAAAGAAGACCACAUAGUGCACACACAACACAACAUACUAAUCGUGAUAGAGUACAGGAAAGCUAUCAACAACAAACUUCAAACCAGAUAACAGCAACUGCUAGUACUAGUAGACAUGAAAAGGACUAUGACAAAGAUACCAGAACACCUGUAAAUGGAUACAGAACUGAUGUCGCAGCUGGCUUUGGUAAUGAACGGCAAAAUAGAAACUUGUGGAGAAAUUCAGGGCAAAGAAACUGUGAUGAUGAAACCAGUAGGAGUAGAACUCAAGGGGGGCAUUAUAACAAUAUGAGAGACAAGAGGAAUUUUAGCAGCAUGGUUGGCAAAGAUUCCUUCAGAGAAAAGAGGCUAAGGAAAGAGCAGAGAAAAAGGAGUCAGCGGGAAGGUGAGGAUGGACAGUCAGGUGAUGCUGUUGCUAGGUUACCUGCAGGAGGAGGGAGAGGUCAGAGGUUACCACCUGCAGCAGCCUCCAGCUGCAGUAGUACUACUAGUGGUGUAGAGGGACAACAGGCUGCGUCUGAGAUUCCAGGUUUUUACUAUGACCCGAAGAAGAAGAAAUACUUCCGCAUCCUGCCGGGACACAAUAACUACAACCCCCUGACUACAGCCCACAUCCAACAGAAACAGCAGGAGGAGACCCGACAAGAACUACUGAAGCAAGACAGGAACAGGACCGUACCAAAGGUUAAAGUCAGGGGCAGCACAAGAACAGUCUCAUGUGGUCCUUGCCUGCUUCUAAAGAGACAGUUUGGACAGUUUUCUUCUCGGCUGUCCCAAAGGUGUGCUGAAGAAAGUUUCCUGGUUGAGAUGGAGAAACAGAAGCUGACGGUUAACCUGUACGACUCCUCAACUCAAGAUACUGUCAACUUCCUCGCACUGGAGCCUGACAGCAGGUGCGAGCGGCUGCUGGCCCUGUCUGAUGCCAGGCGUAUCAGCAGCUGUCAGCUUGAUUUUGUCUCAUUCAUGGCUCUCAACACCCUGGAUUCUAUGCAGAAGUCCUACAUGCAGUACUUCACUCCAGGAAAGGUGACAGGUAUUUGCUGGGCCUCAGUGACAGGACCAGAGUCCCAUGCCCUAUUCUCAGUGUUAGAUGAAGGACCAGACUCUCCGUCCUGUGCACGACUGGUGUGUGCCGAGGUCAUGGCAAACGAACAUCUCAUACCAGGCCCAGGUGGAGCAGGCCUGGUGAGGGGUCGGAACUACGAGGUGAAGUCUGCCUGGACCUGUGCCUGGAACUCCAACCCUGUCUUCUCCAAGUGCUUCAGUGUUGGUGCCAACAACAGCAGUGUUGUGAUUGAUGCCUUUACUGGUCAGAGAGACGUCAUCAACACCAAGAGCGAUGUCUUUGCACAGAAAUUCUGCAGCACUUCUCCUGUGUUACUGAGUGGAACCAGGAGAGGGGAGAUUGUGGGGAGUGACCUGCGGGUGCGUACGCGCUGUCGUGGCACGGCCGUGACGCUCCGACACGAGUCCUCCGUCUGCUGCCUGCGUCUGCUCCAGGACGAGAACUACCUCCUGGCCAGCGACAUGCAGGGCAAGAUAAAACUCUGGGACCUGCGUGUGCAGAGGUGCAUGCUGGACUACCCCGGCCAUGUGAACCAGUACGCCCACCUCCCUGUCAUUGUGGAUUCUCAGGAAAACUUUAUUUUUGCAGUUGGUCAGGACUGUCACACCCGUAUGUGGAACCUGCAUGAUGGACAGCUGCUGAGGACCAUCCCCUCCCUCCACCCCUCCUCCACCUCCCAGACAUCCAGACCUACCAUUGCCUUCUCCUGGGGCUGGGGUGGGGAGGGGGGCACCCCGGGGCUACUCAUGGGCAUCAAGGACGAGUUGUACUGGUACAAGCUUGGACUAUCUGAUUGAAGGAUGAUACAAUGUACAUGAUUGUACAUGUACAAACAAAAGGCAACUUCUCCUGCCUUUGUGGCAUCA